Gossypium raimondii (Peruvian cotton) is the source of this 778-nucleotide messenger RNA. RefSeq names its product autophagy-related protein 8C-like. The transcript is spliced from 6 exons. The record is from RefSeq and is a predicted model, not a curated record. Lineage: Eukaryota; Viridiplantae; Streptophyta; Magnoliopsida; Malvales; Malvaceae. Bases 240 to 611 code for a protein of 123 amino acids. Gene Ontology annotation, biological process: cellular response to nitrogen starvation.
AAUAUUGGUUUCGUGUGGCUCGUGUUCAAGUAGUAGACGCUUAGAAGGUUUCUUGUUGCCUAAAACACCUUCGCUUCCUCUUAUAAAUUAUAUUAAACCUAUAAAUUUCUUUGCUUGAAAUCGACCCUUUUCUCUUGAUCAAUCAAUCAAUUAAGGGUUUUGUUUUUAGUUGAAACCCUAAUUUCUCAAAGCCUCCUCCUUGUUUCUUGUCGGCGGAUAAUCAGGGAUCGAGUCUUGCAAUGGCGAAAAGUUCCUUUAAGCUUGACUAUCCAUUGGAAAGGAGGCAAGAUGAAGCUGCUCGCAUCAGGGCUAAAUAUCCAGACAGAGUUCCUGUUAUUGUUGAGAAAGCUGAAAGGAGUGACAUUCCGGAUAUUGAUAAAAAGAAGUAUCUUGUUCCUGCUGAUUUGACUGUGGGUCAAUUUGUUUAUGUUGUCCGUAAAAGGAUUAAGCUUAGUGCUGAGAAAGCUAUAUUUGUCUUUGUGAAGAACACUCUUCCUCCUACCGCUGCCUUGAUGUCUGCAAUUUAUGAGGAAAACAAGGAUGAAGAUGGUUUUCUUUAUAUGACUUACAGUGGAGAAAACACAUUUGGUUCCCCUUCACUUCAAGCAUAAUGCUAUCACUCUAUGUAAAUAGCUAAAGUGGAAGGUGUAAAUUCUCGGUGGUGCUAAUUAUUCCCAAUGCUUUGCUCUUGACAAUGACGAUUUUAUUAUUAUCUGAACUUUCAAUUUUAUUUUCUAUAAAUUAAAUGGCUGAAUCCAACUUCAGCAGCGAUUCAUAA